CAUGGAUCCCAGCCACACGCUGCAGAGCCUGCUUCAGAGGAGAGGACAACAGCAAGAGGCUGGCACACCUCCAGAGAUGCUUCCAGCCAGGACUUCCAGAGACAUGGAAUAUUCUUUAGAAAAAGUGGCGGCUCGGAGGCUCCGCGAGGUUCUCCGAACCCUCUCCGAGCCUCCAAGCCGACACUUUUUCCAAGGCUUCUUUAUUUUUCCAGGUCUGCCUAUUCGAGAGAGGUCCGGGAUGUGCCAUCUUCGGAGUGGAAGCUGCCAAGCGGGACCUCUUUCCUGCUCUCUAGUGCUGGCCAGCCACACUGCACCCUUCGCGCAGAACCCCAGUUCCCGUGCUGCGAGAGGACGGCUCGCACACAGCCGCCCGCUCUCCUAUCCCUGCUCCUAUCCCCGACGGGAGGUGCGGGACUCCGGGACAGCGCGGUGCCGGGCGCGCCCCGAUCCCGCAGCCGGCACCCUCUACCCCCCGAUCCCGCCACCGCCUGUUUCCAUGGAAACCGCGCAGUGACUCAGGACUUUGGGACCAGCUGGAAACCGCAACCGAGAGCGGCAGCCGCCCGGGGGGGCGAGGAGGGCGGGGAGCGGGGCGCGGCCGCCAGUGUGCCCGGGCGCGCUCCCGGCGGCGCGGAGCGGUACGAGGUGCGGGACGAGAAGCUCUCUCCCUGCACCCUCGCUUCCGCAACACCCGGCGGGCAGCGCUGCAGCGGGCUCCGCUGGGAGCGGGUCCCCGUCGUGCUCCGGGCACGGGAACCGCGGGGCUCACGGCUCCGCCGCUACAACGAGCGGCGCUUCGGGCGCAGCGCUCCUUCCCCGAACGCCGCGGCUGCGCUCCCUCCGUCCGGGCGCGAAGAUCCGCAGCGCUGCAGAACAACUCUCGGCCGGGCACCCGCCGCCGCUCCCGGUGUCCCCCGACUUCUCCCCGCGACGGGACGCGUUGCGGAAGGGCUGCGGGGCGGCAACCCACGCGGUCAGGACGGUUUAGUCGGGCCCGCGCCUCUGCGCACCCCCGCAGCCCACCCGCCCGGGGCAGAGGCACGGCCGAGCGGCGCGGCUCAGCGCCCGGCAGUGGGACCGCGGCAGAAGGAUCCUGGCGGGCGGCUGCGAGCGCUCAGCACCGCCGCACUCCGCGCCCCCUCCGGCCGCGGCUCCCCCCGCUCUCCACGUGCACAGCCGCUCCCACGGCACUUCCCGAAGGACAGGGCUCGGGGCGCCGCGCUCGGAACCGCUCGCUCCUCCCACGUCUCCUGUGCCCCGACCCCAUCCCGGCCACGUUUCCGAGGGACCGAGAGAUCGUUCGCACUGCGCGCACCCCGCAGGUCGCUGCCCGCUCGGAGCAGCACCGAAAUCGCAGAGCUUGCCGCUGAGGUUUCUUCUUUUCUCCUCCUCCUGGCAUUCGGCAUUCGCCUUCCCAGUUAAUUAAUCGCUCCCGAGCCGGUCCCGGAGUUUCCUU
Molecule: messenger RNA, 1456 nt
Organism: Numida meleagris (helmeted guineafowl)
Lineage: Eukaryota; Metazoa; Chordata; Aves; Galliformes; Numididae
Product: translation initiation factor IF-2-like
Exons: 1
Source: RefSeq, a predicted model, not a curated record